CACUGGUCUAUCUUUAAAGAAGAAAACGCGGUACCUAAUAAGUGGCUUUAAUAAGAUUAUUUAAAUUUCUCAAUAUCUAAACAUACAAAAUCUUCUUUGAUAAAACAUAAAAGAACGAUCUAUUCAGGGCUAACAUAUUAUUGAAAGUUACUUGUGUCUACAAAAUAAAAAUGUCUAGUAUAGGAAUCAGUUUGUUUCAAUGCCUUCUCGGUAUUCAGUGCAAGGAUUUCACAAUGAUAGCAGCAGACCAAAUGAAUACACAGAGUAUCAUCGUUUUGAAAAACGAUGAGGACAAACUUCAUCAGGUCUCUGACAGAUUGAUUAUGGGCAUGAACGGGACACCAGGGGACCGGCUGCAGUUCGCUCACUUCAUAGCGAAGAAUGUCCAUCUGUACGAAAUGAAGAAUGGGUACAAACUAGACACGGCGGCCGUAGUACAUUUUACAAGAAAAAACCUGGCUGAUGGCUUGAAGGGUGGGACUCCUUGCUUGGUGAACAUGCUGGUCGCAGGGUAUGACGACCAGCAAGGAGGUCAGUUGUACAGCCUGGACUUCCUUGCGGUUUGUGUUAAAGUGCCAUUCGCCUCCCACGGAUACGGCGGGCUGUUCUCUCUGAGUAUUUUGGACAGUUACUAUAAACCAACAUUAACGGAGCAAGAGGCGUAUAAUGUGCUGAAGAUGUGCGUCAAGGAGAUACAUAACAGGUUGUUCCUGAAUUUGCCCAAUUUUCAAGUAAAGGUGGUCUCUGCCCAGGGAGUGAAAAACAUGCCAAUCAUAAAUCCGGCCACAUUUGUAACUAAUUCAUGACUAAACUAUAUGGUCAGUCAUUUGGAACAUCCGAGUUUCUGAAGAAUGUAUUUUUUUAACCUUUUUUUUUAAGAUGUUCUGCUUCACCGCUUCGUAAUUGAUGUAGUUUUUGGAGCAAAUGUUUGUCAUAUACCUAUACUAAAGAAAAACAUUAAGUUUAUUAUUAUGCUAAUAACUUUGCCUUGCAAGUAACCGUUAUUGUAUCGCAUCGUCAAAUAUUCUAUGAAAACUCAGCAGCGCCCUUGCCAGACGUAAAAAGGAAGUAACUCCUUCCAUACAAAAUUUUAUGAGGACGAUACGAUAAAGGAUUUAUCAAACUUCGUGUUUGGUAAAAAGCCUACGACAUAGCUUCGGAAACUAACAAGCUAGCAAAAAACGCAUUCAGUGUUUUUUCGUUUACCUACUCCCAAUCCUUUAAGCGUUUAUUAUGAUAUUUUAUACAAGGCUAUUUUACGGCUUAUCUAUUUUGUAGUAAUUUUAUUGUGUGAUUAUGACUUUUUUGUUUAAUAAACUCUUGUGUUGUUGCUUUUGUCCUUGUUUUGCAAAAGAGUUUUAUUGUUAUCGUUGUUUGUCAACACUAUAGUAAUAU
Chilo suppressalis (striped riceborer) is the source of this 1395-nucleotide messenger RNA. The record is from the annotation of a GenBank genome assembly. NCBI's taxonomy places the organism in Eukaryota, Metazoa, Arthropoda, Insecta, Lepidoptera, Crambidae.